This is a messenger RNA of Seminavis robusta, 642 nucleotides long. NCBI's taxonomy places the organism in Eukaryota, Bacillariophyta, Bacillariophyceae, Naviculales, Naviculaceae. The record is from the annotation of a GenBank genome assembly.
AUGAGCGUGAAUACAGCACCAAUCAAGUGGGCCCAACGAACGGACUCUCUAUAUGUGACCAUUGCUCUGUCAGACGUCAAGAAUGAGACCAUAAACCUGACAGAUAAAGAGUUGCACUUCAAAGGGAAAAGCCAGGACAAGGAUUACGAGGUGAACAUUGAGUUUUUCAAACCUGUUGACGCGGAAGGAUCCAAGUACAAUGUGCUACCCCGUUCGAUUCAAAUGCACAUUAUGAAAAAGAAGGAGGAUGAGGAUGAAGAAUUCUGGCCACGGCUGCUCAAAGACAAGGCAUUGGAAAAAAAUCAAGUCAAAAUUGACUGGGAUCGAUACGUAGACGAGGACGAAGAAGAGGAAGGAUUUGAUACCAGUGCCCUGGAUGGAGGAAUGGGAAUGGGCGGCAUGGGUGGCAUGGGCGGCGGCGGUGGUGGUUUCCCUGGAAUGCCAGGAGGCAUGCCUGGAAUGGGCGGCAUGGGUGGCAUGCCCGGAAUGGAAGGAAUGGGCAACAUGGGUGGAAUGGACAUGGAAGCCCUGAUGAAACAGAUGGGAGACAUGAGUGCCAUGGGCGGUGGCCCUCCCACCGGAGAAGACGAGGAUGGCGACGAUGACGAUCUGGAUGAUUUGCCUGACUUGGAAGAGAGUUAA